This is a messenger RNA of Eufriesea mexicana, 587 nucleotides long. Its product is annotated as peptidyl-prolyl cis-trans isomerase-like 3. The record is from RefSeq and is a predicted model, not a curated record. The transcript has 4 exons. Gene Ontology annotation, biological process: protein peptidyl-prolyl isomerization; protein folding. The coding region runs from base 35 to 520 and encodes 161 amino acids. NCBI's taxonomy places the organism in Eukaryota, Metazoa, Arthropoda, Insecta, Hymenoptera, Apidae. Gene Ontology annotation, cellular component: catalytic step 2 spliceosome. Gene Ontology annotation, molecular function: peptidyl-prolyl cis-trans isomerase activity.
AUUUUUCGCACAUUAAUGAAUAAUUUUGUUGAAAAUGAGUGUGACUCUACAUACUGACGUCGGAGACAUAAAAAUAGAAUUAUUUUGUGAGUUAUGUCCGAAAACAUGUGAGAAUUUUCUUGCUUUGUGUGCUAGUGAUUAUUAUGACAAUUGCCUAUUUCAUAGAAAUAUAAAAGGCUUUAUUGUGCAAACUGGAGAUCCUACACAUACUGGAAAAGGUGGAACAUCAAUAUGGAAUCGUAAAUUUGAAGAUGAAUUUAAAGAAGAAUUAAAACAUAAUGCAAGAGGACUUGUUUCUAUGGCCAAUAAUGGUCCAAACACAAAUGGAAGUCAAUUUUUUAUGACAUAUGGGCCUCAAUUGCACUUAGAUUUAAAAUAUACUUUAUUUGGAAAGAUAAUAGAUGGUCUAGAAACCCUUGAACAGCUAGAAAAAUUACCAGUAAAUCCUAAGAAUUAUAGACCACUUACAGAGACUAGAAUAAACAGUAUAACUAUACAUGCUAAUCCUUUAGCAGGGUAAACAUGAAUACGUUAAAGGAAUUAAAACACUUUAGUUCUUUAAAAUGUUGUGAAGGUUGAUAAUUGUA